Molecule: messenger RNA, 1839 nt
Organism: Penicillium daleae
Lineage: Eukaryota; Fungi; Ascomycota; Eurotiomycetes; Eurotiales; Aspergillaceae
Product: metallophosphoesterase family protein
Exons: 2
Coding region: 1-1839 (612 amino acids)
Biological process (GO): nucleotide catabolic process
Cellular component (GO): cytosol
Molecular function (GO): hydrolase activity
Source: RefSeq, a predicted model, not a curated record
AUGUUGUUAUCGGCGUUGCCCUUCCUCUUCCCGUCGGCGCUCGCCGCUCAGCCCUCCGCGCCGUCUCCCAUCUCCGCUCCCCUGCGAGACCUCGAGCUCGGGCAACUGAAUUUCCUCCAUACAACCGAUACUCAUGGCUGGCUGGCCGGCCAUUUGCAGGAGCCUUCCUACUCGGCGGACUGGGGGGACUAUAUCUCGUUCUCGGAGCGCAUGCGGGAAAAAGUAGAAGCCCAGGGACAAGAUUUGCUGGUGAUAGAUACCGGUGACCGUGUCGAAGGCAAUGGCCUUUAUGAUUCGUCCGAGCCCAAGGGUGUUUAUCUCUCGGAGAUUCUCCGCCAUCAACACAUUGACGUGAUCACCUCGGGAAACCAUGAACUAUACAAGCAGAACACUUCGGAGACCGAGCUCCUACACACUGUACCGAACUUCCGGGGCAAAUAUCUCGCUUCAAAUAUUGACAUUUACCAUCCCGAAACGGGCGAGCUCGUCCCGUUGGCCCCGCGGUACAAGAAAUUCACUACUGACCUGCAGGGCAUCCGCAUCGUAGCAUUCGGCUUCUUGUUUGAUUUCACCGGCAACUACAAUAACACGGUAGUGCAGCGCGUGGAGGAUACAAUCAAGGAGGACUGGUUCCAAGAAGCCAUUCGGGACAAGGAAGUCGAUCUCUUCUUAGUAGCUGGCCAUGUCCCCGCCCAUUCGUCAGAGUGGCGGGCGAUCUACAAAGAGAUUCGCGGGACCCGGUGGGAUACGCCAAUCCAGUUCUUCAGUGGACACCAACAUAUCCGUGACUAUGCAAAGUACGAUUCCAAAGCCGUUGCUCUUGCCAGUGGACGGUUCAUGGAGACCAUUGGAUUCAUGUCAAUCGAUGGGCUUUCUACUGGCAGUGGUCCGAGCAAGGAGUCCCAACCUACCUUCAAGCGGCGCUAUAUUGACAACAAUCUCUUUUCCUUCUAUCAUCAUACGGGACUUGAUGCAGACACUUUCCCCACUAAGAAAGGCCGAAAGGUCUCCCAGCUGAUUGCCGAGUCGCGGACUGCACUUCAACUCGACCAGGUGCACGGCUGCGCGCCGCGGGAUCUAUGGAUGUCGAGAGUCCCUUAUCCGAACCCCAACAGCAUCUAUACCUGGCUGGAGACCAAGGUGCUGAUCGAGACGUUGAAAGACGAAUCUCGGGGUGAGAGGCCCUCUGUGGCUAUCUUGAACUCGGGUGCUAUCCGGUUCGACAUUUUCAAAGGCGUUUUCACCCAGGAUACUACCUGGACCAUUUCACCGUUCACCAACGGAUUCCGCUAUGUCAAGGACGUUCCAUACGAGAAGGUGCAGCUGAUCAUGGAGGUUCUUAACAAACAGACCAAAAUCUUAUCUACAUUGCAAGACAAUACAGAGCCCUCCUUGCUCCCUCUGGUACCUCCCGAGCAACUUGCACGCCCUGAGGAGAUUAUCUUCGAUGAUGAUGAAUUGUCGGAAGGAUGGCUCACAUCUAACAUGGGCGGUUCAAGCCAGGUCCCGCUCUCUGCCUCUAACAUCGCUGGUAAGAUUGUGCCAGGAUACACCACCAAGGAUGAUGCGGGCGACGAUGGAGACGAUACCAUCCACGCACCGAUCUCCUUCUACAAGGUGCCCAACUGCAUUCAAGCCUUGAUCUCUGCCAACUCAUCUGGUGUUCCUGAGAAGGUCGAUCUGAUCUACAUUGAGUUUGUGCAACCGUACCUGGCGCUGGCUGCCAAAUUUGCUGGUCUUGAACUCGAUUUUGUCAAGGAGAGCGAUGUGUAUAUGCCGAAUAUCACUUUGACAGACCUCAUCUUGGACUGGGUGAGGAAGCACUGGAAGUGCGAGUGA